This is a messenger RNA of Cuscuta epithymum, 2596 nucleotides long. NCBI's taxonomy places the organism in Eukaryota, Viridiplantae, Streptophyta, Magnoliopsida, Solanales, Convolvulaceae. The record is from the annotation of a GenBank genome assembly.
AUAGGACACAGCCAUAAUACUCUUCUCUUCUCUUCUUUGGGAAGAUCGAGAACUUUUCUCUUUCUUUUGGGGGGCUUCGGCUCAUUGGGGGCUUCGGCCAGUUCUUGUUACUAAUACUGUUUUGGUUCAUCUCAAUACAAUUUCAGAUUGAUUCUUCAUAGAUUUCUGUGAAUCUUCUGUAAACCUAGAUAGUCCCUAUCAUUGGUAUCAGAGAGGUCGAUUCUGUGGAUGGUCUGGACACGGACAAAAAUGGAUUUAUGGAUGACUGAGUUGGAAGACAACCAAAACCGACUGGAGGAGAAUUGAAGAUGGAUCGGAAUCAGCAACAGACUACGGAGAUGUUGGCAGCAAUUAUGGCCAGGUUGGAUGCGAAAGAUCAUCGAUCAAGAAGUAGGUCGCAUCGCUCAUCUGCGUUGCAUCGAUCAUCUGCCUCGCAUCGCACAUCGGCAUCGCAUCACACUUCUCAACAGCAUCAGUCGCGACACAAACAUGCGAAGAAGGGCGACAGUUCAGACGGUUCAGACAGUUCGACUAGCCAUUCCACACCGCGACAUAAUCACGAUCCUCAUCGGAAUCAACGACAUCACCAUCACACAGGACGGAAAAUUGAUAUGCCAAUCUUUAACGGAGAGGAUGUUUGUGGUUGGUUGUUGAGGAUGAAUUGCUACUUCAGACUGAACAACACUGAAGAAGAGGAUAAGAUUGACGUUGCAGUUGUGGCCAUGGAAGACCAGGCCUUAAGCUGGUUUCAAUGGUGGGAAGGGCAAGCACAUCGUCAAACCUGGGAAUCAUUUACAGCUGCGUUGACCAAACGUUUCCAACCAAACUUGGUGCAAGAUCCUUUAGGACCUUUACUCAGUCUGAAACAAAAGGGGAGCGUGAAAGAAUAUAGAGAUAAAUUCGAGACAGCCAUUGCUUCUCAGGGACACUUGACUGAAGAAGUAUUGAAGGGAGUAUUUAUAAAAGGGUUGAAAAAGGAUAUAAGGGCUGAGUUGAAGCUACACACUACCAGAACUCUGGCUAAGGUCAUGGACACAACCUCUUUGAUUGAAAACAAGAAUAAUGAAGUCUGGAUCAAGAAGAAUAAAGAUGAAGGCAAGAAGAGGUGGCCAGGAAAAGCAGGGAAUGAAGGUCAUCUUCAAAAUGGGGGAGAUAAUAGUAGAUGGAGGAGCAGUCCUAUUACUACUACAAGUGCUGGCAAGAUCAUCAAUGAAAUUAAGCCAAUGGAUAUGGAGGAGGAAUCAGCCAAUUAUGCUCACAAGAAGAUAAGUCCCAGAUUAACACAACAUGAACUGCAGGAGAUGAGUAGGAAAGGUUUAUGUUUCAAGUGUGGGGAAAACUGGAACCGAGGGCAAAUCUGCAAAAUGAAACACUACAAAUUUGUUUUUGUGGAGGAUUCUGGAGGAGAAAAAGAAACUGAAUGUGUCAGGAAGGAUAACGAGGAGGAAGAUGAAACUGAAAUGGAAGUCAGAACUCUGCAAUUAUCUCCAAUAAGUAAGGAAGAGAUUCCAAGCAUGAAAACAUUCAAGAUGAAAGGAGAAUUGAAGUGGAAAUCUGAAGAAAAGAAGGUUGAAAUCCUUAUAGAUACUGGUGCAUCCCAUAACUUCAUUUCUCAAGAAUUUGUGAGAAAAUGGGAGUUAUCCUACCGUAUGAUAAGAAGAUACUCUGUACAGAUAGGUAAUGGAGAUCAAAUCACCAACAAUAGAAUGUGUGAAGGGUUGGAAUUGGAACUUCAAGGGCUGAAAAUACAGCAACCUUACUAUAUGCUUGAGUGGAGGGGAACAGAUAUGGUGUUGGACAUGGACUGGCUUACAAGCUUGGGAGAUACUGAGAUUAACUUCCAAAAUCAGACCAUCAAAGUGGAGGUUCAGGGGCAGAAGGUAAUCAUACAUGGAGACCCUUCAUUCAGUCAACUGGGAAUUUAUAAGGAGAUGAAGAGCCUGGUGAAUAGGAAUGGAGGAGGAAAAUUGCUGAGCUAUCAAGGGUUACCUACUGACAUUGAAGAAGAGAGUGUUCAAAAGCAAGAAGUUGCACCCUCUAUGUUGUAGCAGGAUGCACCUUAGCCUCUAAAGAAUCUGAAGGAAUCAAAAUCCUGGAUAACGUAGUCUGGCAUCUGUAUAACUCUGCUGUGAAAUACAUAGGGAAAAAGAUGGAAGCCGCAAAGCUAAAAUUCCAGCAAUCAAUACAGUAUUGGAAAGGGAGAGGUGCUAGGAUAAAAGAAAAGAAGAGGAUUAUGGUUGUGUCCUAUCUCCCACCUUGAGGGCAAGGUGGAUGUUUAGGGGGGAGAUUUGUUAGGGACCCGGCCCAAUAGAGCAUUAAUAAUAAUAAGUGUACAAGUUGAGUAUAAAUAGAAUAAGCUUGGGGAGGUAGAGUAGGCUGUUUUGGACUUUGACUUUGGGACUUUGGGAAGAUCGAGAACUUUUCUCUUUCUUUUGGGGGGCUUCGGCUCAUUGGGGGCUUCGGCCAGUUCUUGUUACUAAUACUGUUUUGGUUCAUCUCAAUACAAUUUCAGAUUGAUUCUUCAUAGAUUUCUGUGAAUCUUUUGUAAACCUAGAUAGUCCCUAUCAUACAGAGAUAAAUAUACAACGUAACGUAG